Messenger RNA from Peromyscus eremicus (cactus mouse), 2040 nucleotides. RefSeq names its product paired box 8 (gene Pax8). Gene Ontology annotation, molecular function: RNA polymerase II cis-regulatory region sequence-specific DNA binding; DNA-binding transcription factor activity, RNA polymerase II-specific. The coding region runs from base 1 to 1410 and encodes 469 amino acids. The record is from RefSeq and is a predicted model, not a curated record. NCBI's taxonomy places the organism in Eukaryota, Metazoa, Chordata, Mammalia, Rodentia, Cricetidae. Gene Ontology annotation, biological process: anatomical structure development; regulation of transcription by RNA polymerase II. The transcript has 11 exons.
AUGUCCUACCUGCACUCUACUCAGAGGAUCCUCAUCUCCAGUGAGAAAGAAUACCAGAAAAGCCAUGGAGGGCUGAAUCAGCUAGGAGGGGCCUUUGUGAAUGGCAGGCCUCUGCCGGAAGUUGUCCGUCAACGCAUCGUAGACCUGGCCCACCAGGGUGUAAGGCCCUGUGACAUCUCUCGCCAGCUCCGUGUCAGCCAUGGCUGUGUCAGCAAGAUCCUUGGCAGGUACUACGAGACUGGCAGCAUCCGGCCUGGAGUGAUAGGGGGCUCCAAGCCCAAGGUGGCCACUCCCAAGGUGGUGGAGAAGAUAGGGGACUACAAGCGGCAGAAUCCUACCAUGUUCGCUUGGGAGAUCCGGGACCGGCUCUUGGCAGAAGGCGUUUGUGACAAUGACACUGUACCCAGUGUCAGCUCCAUCAACAGAAUCAUCCGAACCAAAGUGCAGCAGCCAUUCAACCUUCCCAUGGACAGCUGCGUGGCCACCAAGUCCCUGAGCCCAGGACACACGCUGAUCCCCAGCUCAGCUGUAACACCCCCAGAGUCACCCCAGUCAGAUUCCUUGGGCUCUACCUACUCGAUCAACGGACUCCUGGGAAUUGCUCAGCCUGGCAGCGACAACAAGAGAAAGAUGGAUGACAGUGACCAGGACAGCUGUCGGCUGAGCAUCGACUCACAGAGCAGCAGCAGUGGUCCCCGAAAGCACCUUCGGACAGACGCCUUUAGCCAGCACCACCUGGAGCCGCUUGACUGCCCAUUUGAGCGGCAGCACUACUCAGAGGCUUAUGCCUCCCCCAGCCACACCAAAGGCGAGCAGGGGCUGUAUCCACUGCCCUUACUCAACAGUGCCCUGGAUGAUGGGAAGGCUACCCUGACGCCUUCCAACACACCCCUGGGACGCAACCUCUCGACUCACCAGACCUACCCGGUGGUGGCAGAUCCUCAUUCACCCUUCGCCAUAAAGCAGGAAACCCCAGAGCUCUCCAGUUCUAGCUCCACCCCUUCCUCUUUAUCUAGCUCCGCCUUUUUGGAUCUGCAGCAAGUCGGCUCUGGGGGCCCAGCAGGUGCCUCGGUCCCACCCUUCAAUGCCUUUCCCCAUGCUGCCUCCGUGUACGGGCAGUUCACGGGCCAGGCCCUCCUCUCAGGGCGAGAGAUGGUGGGGCCCACGCUGCCUGGAUACCCACCCCACAUCCCCACUGGUGGGCAGGGCAGCUACGCCUCUUCUGCUGUCGCAGGCAUGGUGGCAGGAAGUGAAUAUUCUGGCAAUGCCUACAGCCACACCCCCUACUCCUCCUACAGCGAGGCCUGGCGCUUCCCCAACUCCAGCCUGCUGAGUUCCCCAUAUUAUUACAGCUCUACAACAAGGCCAAGCGCACCACCCACCUCUGCCACGGCCUUUGACCAUCUGUAGUUGUCAUGGGGACAGUGAGGACAACCAGGCAACAGGAGGACUUGGCCUGAGACAGGCCCCAGAGAGUCACACAAAGGAAUCUUUAUUUAUUACAUGAAAAAUAACCACAAUUCCAACAUUGCGGCUCACUCCCUGUGUGGUCAGUUUAAUGAACCAUGAAAGUCAGGAUGACCUUGGAGAAGGCCAAACUGUCCUCCGAGAUUCCUUUUGUGGGGGACAGGAGUUCCAGGAAAAAACAAGAAGCAUCCCAUUUCAAAAGAGAUGGAAUUAGAGGAGAAAUGUACCCAGGCUGGUACCCACCAAAGGAGAGAAAAGGGGUUCAUGAAGAACUUAGAGGGAGACCUGUCUGAGGGUGUACAAGGACCACCUGUGCGAUCUUCAUCAAUACAACUCCAGCAAUCAUGGACUGUAAGCAAGCCCUUCUGGCCCAUCAGUCAUAGCCCAGGGCCAAUGCUCUACCUAUCAUUCAUCCUAGGAGUGACCAUCUUUAGCCUCUACCACCUGCUGGGCAAGUCAACCAGCAACUUUCUGGGGAUGUCAACCUACCUUCCCUUUCUUGUUACUGUGAGCCUACAAGCACCCCCUAGCCUCUCAACCAGCGGGUCACCCCUUUGGCAGCAGUGAACCGGU